AUGCUUCUGCAAGCAUUACUUAUAGCGGGCGUUGUGUAUCUGCUGAUCACUCAUCUGAUCGAGCGGAAAAAGCUGCAAAAAAUUAACAAACACUUCCCAGGGCCGAAACCGCUACCGGUAGUUGGUAAUUUGCUCCAGUUUGCCUUUUUGGACAUACCCGGUGUGUUUGAGCGUGUGGUCGAACUGCACGAGAAGUAUGGCCAGGAUUACAUGAUGUGGUCCCUGUUCAACUGGACCAUUAUUUUGAUGACCAGCCGAAAGAAUGUGGAAAAAGUCCUACUAGCAAAGCAGACGGAAAAAGCUCUACUGUACCAGUUCAUCGAGCCCUGGCUUGGUACCGGGCUGCUGAUCGCGAGCGGUGAAAAAUGGUUCCAGCGCCGUAAGAUCAUCACACCGACGUUCCAUUUCAAAAUUUUGGAACAGUUUGUGCGGGUGUUUAACACGGAAACGAACACUAUGGUGAAACUGCUCAGGAAGCACGUCGGUGGGAAAGAGUUUGACAUUUACGACUACGUCACGCUGAUGGCGCUGGACAGUAUCUGUGAAACGUCGAUGGGAACGACGGUCGAUGCGCAACACAAUCCGGACAAUCAAUACGUGCAGAAUGUUAAGCGAAUGGCAGUGCUGGUGCUACUGCGAACGAUCAGCAUUGUUGGACCGUACCCGACGCUGUACAACAUUUUUCAUCCGAAUGCCUGGGAGCAGCGUAGAGUUAUUAAGCAGCUGCACGACUUCACCGAUAACGUGAUUCGUAGCCGCCGAGCUCAGCUGGCCAAAGAGAAGUCGGAGAAUGUUGCGUUUGAUUUAACCGAGGAAAAUUUGUACUCCAAGCGCAAGCUUACCUUCCUCGAUCUGCUACUAAACGUAACGGUUGAGGGUAAACCGUUGAGCAAUCUGGACAUCCGCGAGGAAGUGGAUACGUUUAUGUUCGAGGGCCACGACACAACAACCAGUGGCAUCUCGUUUACGAUCUACGAACUGGCCCGCAACCCGGAUGUACAGGAGAGGGUGUACGAAGAGAUUGUGGCGGUGUUGGGCAAAGAUCACAAAACUGCCGAACUUACGUAUCAGAACCUGCAAGAAUUCAAGUACCUCGAUCUGGUGGUAAAGGAAGGUCUUCGCAUGUAUCCACCCGUGGGCAUCAUCGGUCGUGCACUAGUGGAAGAUUUAGAGCUCAAUGGCACCGUUGUACCGGCGGGACAAAACAUCCUGGUACCGAUUUACGUGAUUCAUCGCAAUCCCGAGAUCUACCCGAACCCGAACCAAUUCAAUCCGUCACGUUUUUCGGAGGAUGCCGAAUCGAAGCGUGGUCCCUUUGACUAUCUACCGUUCAGCAUCGGGGCACGGAACUGUAUUGGGCAGCGGUAUGCACUGAUGGAGAUGAAGGUUACCCUCAUCAAGCUGAUUGCCAACUAUCGCAUACUGCCCGGUGAAUCGCUGGGCAAGUUGCGUGUAAAGACUGAUCUUGUACUUCGACCGGACAUCGGUAUUCCGGUGAAAAUUGUACUCCGCGAGUAA
Molecule: messenger RNA, 1518 nt
Organism: Anopheles maculipalpis
Lineage: Eukaryota; Metazoa; Arthropoda; Insecta; Diptera; Culicidae
Product: cytochrome P450 4d2-like
Exons: 4
Coding region: 1-1518 (505 amino acids)
Molecular function (GO): heme binding; oxidoreductase activity, acting on paired donors, with incorporation or reduction of molecular oxygen; iron ion binding
Source: RefSeq, a predicted model, not a curated record